AUGAAGAUUGUAAUAAUUGGUGGUGGACCAUGUGGACUAGGAGCUGCUUGGCGUACUGAAGAAAUUCGACGUCAAGGUAAUACCAGUGUCGAUUGGACAGUUGUCGAACAAUCAUUGGAUGCUGGUGGUCUUGCUCGAACAGUUGUUGAUGACAAAGGCUUUCUAUGGGACAUGGGUGGUCAUGUGAUAUUUUCUCACUAUGCUUAUUUUAGUCGUUUACUUGAUUACUUGUUGCCGAAUGCUACAGAUUGGAACAAUAAAAUUCGCGAAGCAUGGGUAUGGAUGCGUGGUACAUUCAUUCCGUAUCCAUUACAACAAAAUCUCCAUCGUCUACCAAAACAGGAAAUCAUUGCCUGUAUUGAUGGUCUUCUCGAAAAUGAACGUCGCCGUCAAACAUUUUCAAAGCCUGUAACAUUCGCUGAUUGGAUGGAUCAAUCAUUUGGACGUGGUCUAUGUGAUGUUUUCAUGCGUCCAUACAAUUUCAAAGUGUGGGCAUACACCGCCGAUAAGAUGAACGUCGAAUGGAUGGGUGAACGCGUUGCAACAGUUAAUGUAUCACGUGUCGUACAGAAUGUUAUACUCGCCCAAGAUGAAGUCGGUUGGGGACCUAAUAAUACAUUUCGUUUUCCAAUGAAAGGUGGCACUGGUGCAAUAUGGACUCGCUUAGCUCAAGUAUUACCACAAGAAAAAUUUCAAUUUUCGAAGAAAGUGACCAAAAUCGACGUUGUUAAAAAGAUAAUUACGUAUAGUGAUGGUUCGUCGGAAUCCUAUGAUGCUAUUGUUUCAACAAUGCCAAUGGAUUGCUUAUGUCAAGUUGUUGAAGGCACAACGAAAAUUCCUCGCCAUGAUUUGCUUGAGAAAGCCAAGCAAUUUCGUUAUUCUUCAAGUCAUAUAUUAGGCUUUGGACUUGACGGUCAACCACCAGAACAUUUAGCAACAAAAUGUUGGAUGUACUUUCCGGAAGAUGAUUGUCCAUUUUAUCGUGCUACACUUUUUUCUAAUUACUCGCCUUAUCAUGUACCGAAACCAGGCGAACAAUGGUCACUUAUGUGUGAAGUAGCCGAAUCUCCUGACAAGCCUGUCGACAUCGAUAAUAUUAUUGCUAUUACAGAACAAGGUUUAAGAAAUGCAAAAUUAAUUAAUGAUGAUACAAAAAUCCUAUCACGCUUUCAUAUUCGAUUGGAAUAUGGUUAUCCAACGCCAUUUUUUGGUCGGGAUCAACUUUGUGGACCACUUUUUGAAGAGUUCGAAGCGCAUAAUAUCUAUUCGCGUGGUCGAUUUGGUUCAUGGAAAUAUGAAGUCUCAAAUCAAGAUCAUUCCAUGAUGUUAGGUGUCGAAGCUAUUGAUCGAAUUGUUUUUGGUACUGAAGAACUCACACUGAAAUAUCCAGAUGUUGUUAAUGCCAAACGUGACAACGUUGGCCGUGAACCUUCGCUUCCACCGAAUCAAAAUAGAUAA
Rotaria socialis is the source of this 1458-nucleotide messenger RNA. The record is from the annotation of a GenBank genome assembly. Lineage: Eukaryota; Metazoa; Rotifera; Eurotatoria; Philodinida; Philodinidae.